This is a messenger RNA of Botrytis byssoidea, 423 nucleotides long. RefSeq lists its product as uncharacterized. Bases 1 to 423 code for a protein of 140 amino acids. The transcript has a single exon. Lineage: Eukaryota; Fungi; Ascomycota; Leotiomycetes; Helotiales; Sclerotiniaceae. The record is from RefSeq and is a predicted model, not a curated record.
AUGAAGAACUUCAUCAUCAACUUCAUCAUUUGCUUCCUCGCAAGUAUCGCAAUCGCAGACACCCACGACGUCCCACUGGUUGAGGGAGUCAAGCUUCUCGAGUUCUUCCCUUCAGGAGUACCAAUCGACCUAAAUAAAUCCGGAAUCGUUUUCAGACAAGUCUGGUCCCCAUUGAAAUGGAAACUUGUCUUGUUCUGCGAAUCGGACAACCUCUCCAACGAUAUCAAUUGCUACUGGAGUGUCCGGUCCACCCUAAGUCCGAUCUCGACGCAACCAGCCGUAAAGACUUUGUUUUUGAGCUCGAGAGCGAAGCAAAAUCCCGACAAACAGAUCUACACCCGAUCUAUAGAUCAUCGAAAUUUAACGUUAACGAAGUUAAUCCACAGAUCUUGCCAGCCGACUACGCCGACUACGCUGAGAUGA